AUGAAGCCUGUAAAUGCUACAGGUGUCCCAGCUGAUAAGAGCGCUGUAAUCGCAGCCCUGCUCGCUGGUGUUGUGACGUUGGUAAUAUCGUUUUGGGCUCUCCACGUGAGAUCUCGUCGCAAUGCACGUACUACCGUUUCUGAUGAGGGCGAAAAUAAUAGCGACGAUGGAACGCCUUCGGUCUCGAUAUUUGUGAAUGAUCUUAUAUUCCAGAAGGGCCUAGACAAACCCGUAGUAGAUAACGUACUGCCGUUAGCCGAAUUGGCCAACAAGUGCAAUCUUUACCUUUUUGUACAGGUAACGGAUGAAAGUGAUAUCGCAGUUGUGUUGCAAGGCCUGGAAAAGGCCGAAAGCUUUACAGGAGAGCUGAAGAAACACCGAGUGUUAUUCUCUGGAACAAGCGCCGGACGGGCUUCUAUGGUCAGGCAACUGCAGCCUCAGCUGCACUUGGAAACCGAUCCCACUGUUUUCCAGACUGUAAGCGGCAAAGUGCCCAAUGUCCUGCAAUUUGCCGUCGUGAAAGAAGAAUCAACAUCUCAGCAAGAAGAUGAACAAGUUGAAAACGACGACGUAAUCAAAGUCAGAUCAGCUGCAAGUAUCAUCGAAAUCAUAGAGCCAUACAUAGAAGUGGCGUAA
Babesia sp. Xinjiang is the source of this 636-nucleotide messenger RNA. RefSeq names its product Peroxisome biogenesis protein 22. NCBI's taxonomy places the organism in Eukaryota, Apicomplexa, Aconoidasida, Piroplasmida, Babesiidae. Bases 1 to 636 code for a protein of 211 amino acids. Gene Ontology annotation, biological process: peroxisome organization. The record is from RefSeq and is a predicted model, not a curated record. The transcript has 6 exons.